AUGGAGCACGCGCCGGAGCUCGACGCCGUGUCCGGCCUCGACGCCGUCGUGCUGGGCCCCGAGGCCCCCGAGGACGCGGCGCGGCGGGCCCUGCGCGUGCCGACGCUGGAGCACCACGUCGCGGACCCCGACGCCUACCUCGAGCUCUACGAGCGCCACUCCUGGGCUCGGCGCCGGGGCCACGGCCCCCCGAUGCUCGAGGGGCGGCCCUUCUUCCACGAGCGCGAGGUCGACGACUGGCAGCGGCCCAUGGCCUGCAGCGUCGUCGUCCGCGCGGGCGCGGCGCGCGUGCUGCGCCGCGACGGGUCGGGCGCCGCGAGCCGCUGGGCCUGGCGGCCGGGCCCCGAGGACCGCUGGGUCGUGCCGACGGCGCUGCUGGCGGCGCGGGACCCGGGCCCCUUCGACCCGGCGGAGGACGCGGAGCAGCCGGGCGGGGAGUCCGUGCGGUGCCCGUGCUGCCGCGAGGACCUCGCGCCCGUGCUCCGGCAGACGUCGAAGCCCGGCGACGCGUCGCCGGGGCUGAGCCUCUGGCGGCAGCUCGCGUCCUACGGCGCCUGGUGCCCGGGCUGCCGCCGGGGCUUCGCCAUGCGCGACGCCGUCGUGUUGGACCGGCCGCUCCUGCCCUACGUGUCCGCGUACGAUCUGCCGCGGGGCCACCUCCUCGAGCGGCCCGGGGCGACCUACGUGCGCUUCGAGGACGACCGCCACCGCGUGCCCGCGGGCACGCGCCUCCUCGUCUGCCCCGAGCCCGUCGACGCGCGCGUGCUCGCGGAGGCGGGCGCGGGCCUGUGCGCGGGCCGCGGCGUCGCCGCGGCAAUCUUCGGACCCCCGGGCCGGCGCCGGGGCCCCGGCGACGCCGACCGCGCGCCGGCGCGCUGGCGCGAGGCGCUGGCCCUCGAGGCGGCGGCGGACGCGCGCCGGCGCGACGCGCAGGCCGCGACGCGCGCGGCGAACGCGGCGCGCGCGGCGCUCCGCCAGGCGCGCUUCGUGCUCUGCGACGCGAACGCCGAGUCCGCGGUCGUCGCCGAGUUCAAGGCCGCCGUGCUGGCCUGGACGGCGGCGCUCCUCGAGCGCGCGGCGGCGUCGCCGGGCGCGCCGGACUGGAAGGGGCUCCUGGGCGCCGCGGAGCGCGCGUUCGACGACCGCGUGCGCCGCGAGUUCCGGGGCGGGAAAAGAGUGAUCCAAGGCAAGUUCGCCGCGUGGAAGUUCCGGAGCCGCCUGCUCGUCGAGUGGUGCGCGGCGGCCGACGGGCCCUUCGAGCUCCUCGAGCGCCACACGGCCGCGCGCGCCGCGCGCGUGCUCGCGCGCCGCGCGACGCGGCAGCGCGUCGUCCGCGCGGCGCUGCCCGUGCGGCCCGCGGUCGCCGUCGCGGACUUCCUCUGCGGCGACGCGCGGGCCAUCGAGGUCCGCGUCUUCGCCGAGCACUUCCUCCUCGGCUCCUUCCUCCACCGCAAGCUCGCGUCGGCGUUGGGGCUUUUAGGCGCGCGCGUGACGACGUUCUGCACGCGCCUCUCCGCCUUCGCGUCGACCUACGUCGCCGCGCGGCCCCGCGUCGACUUCGACGGCGUCCUCGCCAAGAACAAGACGACGCUCAGCAAGCGCGCCUGCGCCGCCGUGCUCCGCUGCGACAAGCGCCACCGCUACUGA
Messenger RNA from Aureococcus anophagefferens, 1647 nucleotides. RefSeq lists its product as hypothetical. The transcript is spliced from 3 exons. Bases 1 to 1647 code for a protein of 548 amino acids. The record is from RefSeq and is a predicted model, not a curated record. Lineage: Eukaryota; Pelagophyceae; Pelagomonadales; Pelagomonadaceae.